ACAGCGUUCAGACGUCUGCUGCACAUUUCUCGGGGAUAAACAGAAUACAAGCAUGUCCCUCUCCUUGACCUUGGUCACCAUUGUGACCUUGCUGUGCACCAAGAUGGCGAGCGGCCACGUCUGCCCCCACCGCUGUACCUGCUCCAACCGGAACCUGAACAUCGACUGCACGGGGCUGGCCAUGACGACCUUGCCCUUCAUCACCGCCUCCACGCUGACCUUGAACUUGUCCAAAAACAGCCUCGGCCCGGUCAUCAGGUCCGUGCUGCCCCAGAUGACCAACCUGACCGACCUUGACCUGUCCCACAACGGCCUGACCCAGAUCGUGUCGUGCACGUUCCGCGGGCUGGCGGGCUUGCGGCGGGUCCAGCUCCAGCACAACCAGCUGACCAACCUGACCGACUGCCUCUUCUCCGACUCCCAGGAGCUGGAGUACCUGGACCUCAGCCACAACCGUCUGACGCAGCUGCCGGACGGCGUCUUCAAGGACCUGCCCGCCCUCAGGUACCUGGACCUGUCCCACAACAACAUACAGCAGCUGCUCAUGGGCGCAGGCUUUCAGGUGUUGAGGAUCCUGGAGCAGCUGGACCUGUCCUACAACCACUUCAGCUCGCUGACCAACGCGUCCCUGGCGGCCGCCUCAGACUGGUCGUCCAGCGUCCCACGCCGCAGCCUGACCCUGGCCUUCUGUCGGCUGUCUGACAUCCAGGCGGGCGGGCUGUCCGCCGUCCCGCGCCUGUCCGACAUCGACCUGUCCGGCAACACGGAGCUUUCCCCCACAGGUCUGGCAGCCAUGCUCAAGGGUCUCAGACACCCGUCCUCUCUACAGACACUGACCUUGACCCACAUGGGUCUGAGCGCACUGGACGACGUGUUCCUAGAGCAGACCUUCGCCCACCAGCUGCUCAACGUGUCCUACAACAACAUCCGCGAGCUGCCCAGCGCCGUCUUCAGCAGCCUGCAGGACUGGACCAGGCUGGACGUCAGCCACAACCAGCUCGAGGCGCUGCCCGAGGGCAUCUCCGGCCUGGCCAGUCUGAGCAUGCUCAAUAUCUCCCACAACCGACUCUCCAGCUUCACGACCAGCCAGACGACGCACCUGGACAAGCUGGAGCAGCUGGACGUGUCCCACAACCGGCUGACGGAGCUGGCCCUCACGGGACUCACACAGCUGCGGGAGCUGAGGGCCGGCAGCAACAGGCUGCGCUCCCUGGCCCUGUCCAACGGCACGCGCCAGUUCCGGUACUUGGACUGCCGCGACAACCAGCUGACGCACGUCCCCAGCCAGCUCAGGUACUCGCAGGUCGAGAGCCUGGACCUGAGCGGUAACCAGCUGACGGCGCUGGGGAGAAACGUUCUCAAAGACGGCACGGCCAUGAAGGCGGCCAACCUGAGCGGCAACCAAAUCUCGGCCAUCGACAGCCAGGCCUUCCCCGGCCAGUCGCCGCUGUUGCUGGACCUGUCCAACAACUCUCUCAGCUCCUUCAACGCCUCCAGCUGGGCGGCCACCCAGCGUCUGCUGCUCCACCACAACAGGCUGGCCGCCAUCGGCGUCUUCGGCUUCAAGGGCAUGUCCAGCCUGGAUCACCUGGACCUGUCCCACAACAAGAUGGCGGCGCUGCACGAAGACCUGCUCCACAACAACAUGAACCUCCGCUCACUCGACCUCUCCCACAACCAGCUCGACAUGGCCCCCUGGGGCUUGCUCUUCAGGAACCUCGAGAACCUGGAGACUCUGGACCUGAGCGCCAACCUCAUCACGUUCCUCAACGUCUCCAUGCUGGACCACGUGACCCGCCUCCAGAGCUUGUCGCUAAGCAACAACCGCCUCAAGACCGUCCUGCCCAGCGUGUUCAGGCCCGCCAAGCUCAUGACGCGGCUCGACCUCUCCCACAACCCCUUCUACUGCUCCUGCGACAUGAUGGCAUUCCGCGACUGGCUCAGGCGGACCCCCAUCAUCGUGGUGGGCCUCAACUCAAACUCCAGCGCCUACGUCUGCCAAAACCCGCCGGAGCGUGCCGGCGUGCACGUGACCAGCUGGGACCCGCGUGAGUUUGAGUGCAACAGACAGAUGAUGUACGUCAUCAUCUUCAGCUCCAUCGGGGUCUUCCUGCUGGUCGUGGCGGUCGUGGCCAGCACGGCCUACCGUUUUGUCAUGCGCAGACGGCGGGCACGGCCGGCUUGGAGAAAAAACCUUCAAGUCAAGCUAGAGAAGGACUGGGGCCACUCCAGGGGCAAGCAGGACUUUGUCGCGGAGAUUUUGGAGUCCCACGACCGCAAUGGGCGGAAGUACGAAGUCCCCGACAGAACCCACGAGUACAGGGGCGCGCUCAGGCCGAGUGAGCAGGCGCGCAUGGAGAGGGGCUACAGGAAGGAGGGUGAGCAGAGGUACUCACGAAUGGACCCCGCCUACAGGAGGAGACCCAGCGACCACGCCCACAGCUGGGUGGGGCAGGGGCGUCUGGCGAGGCCCGGGCACGCUGAGCGGGCCGAGAGAGAUGGCCGCAGGGAGAGCGAUUACGUCAACGUGGGCGUGUACCCGCGUCACGUGACCGGGCCCAUCGUGCUCGGCGACUACCCGCCGGAGAGGAGGCGAACCCAGGAGAGGGGACAGUACUACAGGCCGCCCUACGCCCCAGCCAUCCUGCCUGGGCACUGGGACUACCAGGAGACGUGGGGCGGACCCAGGGGCUUCGACAGACCCAGACGGAGCGACUACUACUACACCCUACCUGCUCGGGGAAGUGAGGGCAGAGAAAUGAGGUCAGCAGACUACCAACAGGAAGUGCAUUUCGAGGAGUUUCCCAAGCGGCCGUCACGCAUGAGUGGUGACCUUGGCAUACCGCGAUCCAAAAGUUCCAGCCUUCUGCCCCAGGAAUUAGCAGACGACCUCAGCAAGAGGGAGCAGGCAGGGAGCGAACCCUACCAGCACAAGAAAGCCAUCUCCCAACCAUUCCUGCCGUCCAGCGGCGCGUCUGAUUGGCUGUAAGAGCAGCGGCCGAGCGCCCGUAAGAUCACGUGACACACUUUGUUGAUGGAUGUGAAAUAUCUAACGGCCAGAGAGCUUGACUCAUCAGUGACCCAAUGUGUAAGAUAUUAUCGUAAACAAUCAGUAGGAAAUAUUCGCUCAGCACAAGUAGGAAGUUAAAUCAGAAAAAAUGGGGGAUAUGCUCUCAAGUUUAAGUUGAGAAUAACAAUUUCCACUAGGACAUUCUCUUACAGGUUAACACAAUCUCAAUUUGGUUAAAGCAGGACAAAGGUUAUAGGGUCAAGGCUGGACAAAGGUUACAGUGUCAAGGCUGGACAAAGUUUAUAGGGUCAAGGCUGGAUAAAGGUUAUAGGGUCAAGGCUGGAUAAAGGUUAUAGGGUCAAGGUUGGACAAAGGUUAAGGGUCAAGGCUGGACAAAGGUUACAGUGUCAAGGCUGGACAAAGGUUAUAGGGUCAAGGCUGGAUAAAGGUUAUAGGGUCAAGGUUGGACAAAGAUUAAGGGUCAAGGCUGGACAAAGGUUACAGUGUCAAGGCUGGACAAAGGUUAUAUGGUCAAGGCUGGACAAAGGUUAUAGGGUCAAGGCUGGACAAAGGUUAUAGGGUCAAGGCUGGACAAAGGUUAUAGGGUCAAGGCUGGACAAAGGUUAUAGGGUCAAGGCUGGACAAAGGUUAUAGGGUCAAGGUUGGACAAAUGUUAUAGGGUCAAGGCUGAACAAAGGUUAUAGGGUCAAGGCUGGACAAAGGUUAUAGGGUCAAGGCUGGACAAAGGUUAAGGGUCAAGGCUGGACAAAGGUUGUAGAGUCCAAAAGGCUGCACUAUUCGUGUCAAAUGUACAAGUCAAGAUGAAAUCUUGAAAAUUGUGAAAAGAAAAAUUGUUUGGUAGUUUACAUGACUGGCUGGACCACACGACAUACCACAUGACAUACCACACGACUUACCACACGACUGCCUGGAGAUACAGCACAAGUUCUCAGAAUGUCCUCCAGUUCUUUGUUGGAUAAAUGUUGCUGCAACAUUAUAAGACAGGUCAGACAUACAACAAAAUCUUGGUGCAACAUUACAAGACAGGUCAGACAUACAACAAAAUCUUGGUGCAACAUUACAAGACAGGUCAGACAUACAACAAAAUCUUGGUGCAACAUUACAAGACAGGUCAGACAUACAACAAAAUCUUGGUGCAACAUUACAAGACAGGUCAGACAUACAACAAAAUCUUGCUGCAACAUUACAAGACAGGUCAGACAUACAACAAAAUCUUGGUGCAACAUUACAAGACAGGUCAGACAUACAACAAAAUCUUGGUGCAACAUUACAAGACAGGUCAGACAUACAACAAAAUCUUGGUUUAGUUGAUUGGUUGAGUUGCUGCAACAUUACA
Messenger RNA from Physella acuta, 4367 nucleotides. Its product is annotated as slit homolog 2 protein. Gene Ontology annotation, molecular function: protein binding. NCBI's taxonomy places the organism in Eukaryota, Metazoa, Mollusca, Gastropoda, Physidae. The record is from RefSeq and is a predicted model, not a curated record. Gene Ontology annotation, cellular component: extracellular matrix.